Molecule: messenger RNA, 3263 nt
Organism: Pecten maximus
Lineage: Eukaryota; Metazoa; Mollusca; Bivalvia; Pectinida; Pectinidae
Product: WD repeat-containing protein 5
Exons: 14
Coding region: 149-1207 (352 amino acids)
Cellular component (GO): Set1C/COMPASS complex
Molecular function (GO): histone binding
Source: RefSeq, a predicted model, not a curated record
ACAAAAAUGAUUGCGCAUGCGCUAUGCGACAUCCCAUGUGCAAUGGAGAACAAGAGAUAGCGGGAUUUUGCUGAUCACAAACUUAAACUUAUAACAUUGAUAUUGCAAUUCCUUACAUUUCAAAAAUUUAACGAUAUCGAGUAGAUAAAUGUCUACACCAGAAGGCAGCAAGAUGCCUGAAUCUGGGGAUAUAAAGCCACCUGUUACUACUCAGCCUAUCACAGGGGCAGUCCCUUCUGGAGCAGCUCAAACCAGCACUGUCUCAGCACCAAAACCCUCAUCACAGGCACCUCAGAAACCAAACUACACCUUGAAGUUUACAAUGGCUGGCCAUACCAAAGCAGUUUCAUCAGUCAAGUUCAGUCCUAGUGGGGAGUGGCUUGCUAGCUCAUCCGCUGAUAAAUUGAUAAAGAUUUGGGGAGCAUAUGAUGGAAAGUUUGAGAAAACGAUAAGUGGGCAUAAGUUGGGCAUAUCUGAUGUAGCUUGGUCUACAGACAGUCGCCUUCUUGUCAGUGCUUCUGAUGAUAAAACACUCAAGAUAUGGGAUUUUGCAACAGGGAAAUGUAUGAAGACGUUGAAGGGCCAUAGUAAUUAUGUAUUUUGUUGUAACUUCAACCCCCAGUCCAACCUGAUAGUUUCAGGAUCGUUUGAUGAAAGUGUAAGAAUAUGGGACGUAAAAACUGGCAAAUGUUUAAAAACGCUUCCUGCUCAUUCGGAUCCAGUGACUGCAGUACAUUUCAACAGAGACGGCUCAUUGAUAGUGUCCAGUAGUUAUGAUGGUUUAUGUCGGAUAUGGGACACAGCAUCUGGACAAUGCCUCAAAACAUUAAUAGAUGAUGAUAAUCCACCGGUAUCCUUCGUAAAGUUUUCUCCCAAUGGAAAAUAUAUUCUUGCAGCAACAUUAGACAACACAUUAAAGUUAUGGGACUACAGCAAAGGAAAGUGUUUAAAGACCUACACCGGACACAAGAAUGAGAAAUACUGUAUAUUUGCCAAUUUCUCUGUCACUGGAGGCAAAUGGAUCGUGUCAGGGUCUGAAGAUAACAUGGUGUAUAUUUGGAAUCUCCAGUCAAAAGAAAUUGUACAGAAACUGCAAGGCCAUACAGAUGUUUCACUGUGCUGUGCCUGUCAUCCAACAGAAAACAUUAUUGCAUCAGCAGCGCUAGAGAAUGAUAAGACAAUUAAACUGUGGAAAAGUGAUGUAUGAUGCUGCUGAGUGUUAAUCCAUCAGACUUAAUCAUGCGAUAUUCAUGGUCACACAUCACACAACCAGCAACAAAUGUCUGACAGAACAGCUAAAUGAAAGGACAUCACAUAGACUCACACCAGAGUAUGUCUGACAGAACAGCUUAAUGAAAGGACAUCACACAGACUCCAGAGUUUCCAGUUUACUGUAUAUUAUUUGCAAUAAAUUCAGUGCGCUUGCUAAGAAGAAGAAUAUUAACAGAAAUCUAAAACCAAGUCUUUUAACAACUACUGCAUAGUUUCUUAGUUGCUAUGAAAAUGUGCUUUUAGAAUUUCUCCAUCUUUUUCUUUUUUCUCUUUUUCAGUCAUGAGAGUCAAACAAAACCAUAUGGUUGAGGUGGGUUAUCUCCCCUAUGGAUUUUACAAAAACAAUUCAUUGUUACAUUGUGGCACAUAUCGGCUGUCAUUCCUUACUCUGUGUGAGAUAAAGUCCUCUCUUCCGUAGUAAGAACGCAAUCACUUGAUCACUAUGAGAGAAACUUUGAUCUUACAUUGUUUCAAGACUGUAUUUUUGUACUCUCCGACUUCAUUAACUGCAGUCAGGAAGGGAAUUGUCUCUGCUCAAUGCAUGAAAAUUGCCAUGAUUGUACAUAUGUGUAAUUUAUAGCUCCAGACCCAGUGUACAUAUCGUGUGGAGUUAACUUGUAACAAAUCUGUUCUCCCGAAUAUAAAUGUUGACUUUUGUUAUCUCUGAAGUCAACUCUGCAUGGAAGUAAAUACAAACUCUAUCCUUCAUUUGACUUUUGUUGGGACAUUUAUAAUGGUUUUUGUUUGAACAGCACAAAGAAAUUAGGAUCUUUUCAUUUUAUAACCAAAACUUUGGAAGGAUGUAACAAUCUACUGCUAGUCAUAUUUGCUGUUAUUAUUGACAAGAUAUUGUCAAAAAUGUUAUUUUGAUUUUUUCAUGCAAGAUUUCUUAAGGAAAGAGCUUGCCCAAUCCCUAUUCAGAAAUCAUAGAGUCAAGAGUUAGCUGUUCAUCACAUACUUUCUAUUACAGAGUGUAUUGAAUAUUCAAUUGCAAAUGAUAGAAGUAUGAUAAAUUAUAGUAAAUUAUAUUUGUAACAGGAUAUUUUUGAAAUUUAGAAUAUUACUUAUUAUUCAUUGAAAAAAGUUUGGAGGUUAAAUGAUUUUUGAGUUGGCGAAACUUCCAUUUCACAUCAUAAUCAGUUCAACUAUGGUAUGUUGGAUUAUUAUUCGGACCCGAUUAUUGAUUGUAUUGGCCACUACUGUUAUUGCAAUGUAUAAUAACAUACAAGUAUAAUAUAAACUAUAUGGUGAUAUCAAAUAUUUCCUAUCAAUAACAAAACUAAGUUAUUAAGCGAAAAUGAUGUACUUGCUCUAGUUGGAUUUUUUCUGUACACGUGGAUUUAGGUGUUACAAGACAAAUUGUCUGUAGUAAACUUUAGGUAUGGGUGGAGUGUUAAUAAAAUUAAUUGUCAAGGGAUCAUAGAACUAACUAAACAUUAUCACAGUUUGUUUUUUGCUCUGACAUAGAGACAAGAGAUAUCGUGAAGUAAUUGCAGUUGGAUAUUAAUAGAAAUAUUUUUAAGAUAUCAGAGAUUGCAGAUGUAAUGCUGAAUAUUUGAAAUGAGGUGGGGCUCAAAAGUGAAUUCACUGAGCGGACUUAUUUGUAGUAAAAAAAAGAAUGAAAAUUUGUUUUGAAAGUUCUGAAAUUCUGUUUUGUUUCUGAUAAUUAGACAGUUCUCAGUUCUGUUUUGUUUCUGAUACCUCAGUGGUAAUAAGAAUCUUCUCAAAUUUUGUUUUAUUUCUGAUAAUUGGAUCAGAUAAGGUAAACACUGCUGUUGGAUAUUAUUGUUGUUGCAGAUUAUUGAACUAAUACAUGUCAAUGGGCAGCUGAGGAAACUUUGUGUAUUCCCUCAAAAUCCUGUGUAAUGCUGUUCAUAUGGUUAUUGUUGUCUAUUUGUGGUCAUUUUUCUGUUGUUUUUUUAACAAUUUGUAAAGAUAAUGUGUGUAUGUAUAAAACUGUAUAAAGAAUCAUUAAAAAAUCAAAAAUACCA